Molecule: messenger RNA, 825 nt
Organism: Hippopotamus amphibius kiboko
Lineage: Eukaryota; Metazoa; Chordata; Mammalia; Artiodactyla; Hippopotamidae
Product: E3 ubiquitin-protein ligase makorin-1-like
Exons: 2
Coding region: 1-825 (274 amino acids)
Biological process (GO): protein polyubiquitination
Molecular function (GO): ubiquitin protein ligase activity; metal ion binding
Source: RefSeq, a predicted model, not a curated record
AUGGCGGAGGCUGAAGCUCCCGGGACAACAACCACAACAUCAGGAGCAGGAGCGGCAGCGGCGGCGGCGGCGGCCUCCCCCACCCCUAUCCCCGCAGUCACCUCCCCGUCCCCGGGGGCGGGGGGCGGGGGAGGCGGCAGCGACGGCGGCGGCUGGACCAAGCAGGUCACCUGCAGGUAUUUCAUGCAUGGGGUUUGUAAGGAAGGAGAUAACUGUCGCUACUCACAUGACCUCUCUGACAGUCCAUAUGGUGUAGUGUGCAAGUAUUUUCAGCGAGGGUACUGUAUUUACGGAGACCGCUGCAGAUAUGAACAUAGCAAGCCACUGAAACAGGAGGAAGCAACUGCUACAGAUCUAACUGCAAAAUCAUCCCUUGCUGCUUCCUCGAGUCUCUCAUCAGUAGUUGGACCCACUGUUGAAAUGAAUCUGGGUGAAGCCGAGUCAAGAAAUUCACACUUUGCAGCUGUGGGAGCAGGUUCAGAAGACUGGGUGAAUGCCAUUGAGUUUGUUCCUGGGCAGCCCUACUGUGGCCGUACUGCCCCUUCCUCCACUGAAGCACCCCUGCAGGGCUCAGUGACCAAGGAAGAAUCCGAGAAGGAGCAAACUGCGGUGGAAAUGAAGAAGCAGCUCUGCCCCUACGCGGCAGUGGGAGAGUGCCGAUAUGGGGAGAACUGUGUGUACCUCCACGGAGACGCGUGUGAUAUGUGUGGGCUGCAGGUGCUCCACCCAAUGGAUGCUGCCCAGAGAUCACAGCACAUAAAACUCCUGGCAACAACUAAUUUACUUUCCGUCUGUGUGGAUUUGCCUGUUCUGGACAUCGCAUGA